AUGGACCUGGGGACUGCUGCAGCGGCUCUCCUUGGAGGAACUACGGUCGCAGCCUACCUGGAUGCCAAAUUUCACAUCAGGAAAGAUGUCAAGGCCGUACUCACCCUCCGGAAGGGCGAACGUGAAUAUGCGAGCGCAGUCAGUCGACAGAAGGGCAACCCGUGGUUUGUGCUCCUCGAAACUGCAAAGCAAUAUCCCAACAUGACUUGUCUCUGGACCCGGGAAAGAUCAUACACCUACCAAGACGUACGGGAACAGGCUUGCCAGUAUGCGCACUACUUUCUAUCUCAAGGCGUGAAGAAAGGCGAUCUGGUAGGCUUCUACCUCCAGAACCGCGCUGAGUUUAUCAUUGCCUGGGUUGGCCUGUGGAGCAUUGGUUGUGCCCCCGCUGCUAUUAACUACAAUCUCACCGGUGAUGCGUUAGUCCACUGCCUGAAGAUCAGCGGGGCGAAGUUUACACUUGUUGAUGAAGAUCCGACCUGUCGUUCGCGUGUGGAUGAGGUUCAAAGUACACUCACCGGGGAACUGGGAAUGCAACUCGAGACAUUGGAUGAGUCCCUGAAAGCACGAAUUCGCUCGUACCCGACCACUUUCCCGCCAAAGGAUCUUGCGCUCAAGGUGGAAGGAGAAUUCCCAGCUAUUCUACUCUACACAUCUGGUACGACCGGUAUGCCCAAGGGAUGUGCUUUCACCAUGUCUCGACUGUACACUAUGCUGUUCGUCCGUCGUGGAUCGAUGAAUGAUACCGUAGGACCCCAAGGGGAUCGUUGGUACAGCUGCAUGCCACUAUACCACGGCACGGCUGCGAUCAGUUUAAUCAGCUGCUUAGUGGAUGGCGUUAGUAUUGCACUAGGCCCCAAGUUCAGCGUUCGCAACUUUUGGAAGGAUGUCCGAGAGUCGGAAUCGACGGUUUUCGUCUACGUUGGCGAGACAGCUCGCUAUCUACUCGCACCUCCUCCAUCACCCCAGGACAAGAACCACAAGGUUCGCUGCAUGUAUGGUAAUGGAUUGCGCCCCGAUGUCUGGGAACAAUUCCGUGAACGAUUUGGCGUUCUCGAAGUAGGCGAGUUCUUCAACAGCACGGAGGGUAUCUUUGGCCUCUUCAAUUACAAUCGCGGUCCCUUCACUGCUGGGAGUGUUGGUCACCACGGACUGAUAAUGCGCGGUCUUCUCCAUAACGUCUUUGUACCGGUGGCAAUUGACCCCGAGACUGGUGACGUUCUGCGAGACUCGAAGACCGGAUUCGCCGUUCGCGCAUCGUACGAGGAAGGAGGAGAAAUUGUGGUUAACAUUCCAAACCAAGAGGCCUUCCAAGGAUACUGGCGCAAUGAGAGUGCAACCGAGAAGAAGUUCCUGCGCGAUCUCUUCAAGAAAGGCGAUCUAUAUUAUCGCUCCGGUGAUGCGCUUCGCCGCCAAAGUGAUGGUCGCUGGUACUUCCUCGACCGUCUUGGUGACACUUUCCGCUGGAAGAGUGAGAAUGUGGCGACUGCUGAAGUCUCCGAGGUCAUCGGAAAAUUCCCUGGUGUUGCGGAGGCAAAUGUCUACGGCGUGAAACUGCCCAACCAUGAAGGACGAGCCGGUUGCGCCGCACUACAAAUCACGCCCGAGGCGAGACAAACGUUCGACUUCGCUGCGCUCGCGCGUUUCGUUCAAUCUAAGCUGCCUCGAUAUGCGGUCCCUGUCUUCCUUCGCGUCGUGGAGAACUCGACGCACAUCCAUAACCACAAGCAGAAUAAGGUCCCACUACGCGACGAAGGCGCGGACCCGGCGCUCAGGGGCACCAAGGUGGCUGAUGGCGGAGACGAUAACUUCUUAUGGAUUGCCCCCGGGGAAAAGGACUAUUCGCCUUUUGGAAAGGAAGAAUGGGACAGGAUAAGCAAUGGCCAGGCAAGACUUUGA
Penicillium cosmopolitanum is the source of this 1899-nucleotide messenger RNA. RefSeq names its product putative very-long-chain acyl-CoA synthetase family protein (CefD1). NCBI's taxonomy places the organism in Eukaryota, Fungi, Ascomycota, Eurotiomycetes, Eurotiales, Aspergillaceae. The transcript has 4 exons. Bases 1 to 1899 code for a protein of 632 amino acids. Gene Ontology annotation, molecular function: long-chain fatty acid transmembrane transporter activity; long-chain fatty acid-CoA ligase activity. The record is from RefSeq and is a predicted model, not a curated record.